AUGGAAAGGGAUUCUGCCGCUGAAGCUGGCAUCCCUCCUCUCCUGCGAGGCAACUAUCGCUCCGGUUUCGCCGCUCCGCCGUUGGCAGCUUCCUUCAAGCUCGACGAAGGAUAUUCCGACGAGACGAAGAGUCAGCCAGACAAUGAGUCGAGCCUCAAGUCGACCGAUUCUUCCAUGCCUCUGCCAGAGUGGAUACUUGCGCACAGUGAAGCGGAAAGGGCCGAGCUUGCUUACUCCAUAUUGCGCACCCUGCGCACGAGCACCAUCGCCUCCGUCGUGGACAGGCUCACGCCGCUUCUUCACAUGGAUCCCGUCGCCAAACUCCCGCCUGAGAUCACCGCCGAGAUCUUCUCCUACCUCGACCCGGCGACCCUGCUGACGGCUUCCCUAGCUUCGCGGGCGUGGAGAGAGCGCAUCUUGGAUUCCCGGCUCUGGAGAGAGCUCUAUAUCAGAGAGGGUUGGGGCCUCGACAUCGACGCCAUUCGGAAGUUCGAGCAGCAGCACUCGGAACCGCCCUUCUCGCAGAAUCGCAAGUCCCGAACGAGGCAUGCGGACUCAGAUGUGAGCGAACCCCAGCUCAAGAGGCGCGUCCCUCCGGCAGGCUUCAGCGCACUAAGUCCAGAAUCUGAGAUCCAGCCGCCGUGGAGCGAGCAACAUGGUCUGGUGGAAGCGGAUGGGCCGACUUCUCCUCACGAUGCGGAGGGAGAUCGGGAAAUGCACGAUGUUGCUUCAGAUGGCCAGCCGUCUCCGUCUCGGGGACGCAGAAACGGUCCGAAUUGGACUCCGUCUUCAAAGCUGUCGGGGCCAUCUACCAGUACUACAGCGAAGUCGUCUUCCUUGUUGGUCAGGCUACCAAACGGGGCCGCGAAGAUCAAUUGGCCUUAUUUGUACAAGCAACGGAGGCGCCUGGAGGAAAACUGGUUAAAGGGCCGCUUCAUCAAUUUCCAACUGCCCGAUCCCGCCCAUCUCGAAGAAGCACACCAGGAAUGCGUCUACGCCAUCCAGUUCUCCGGCCGAUGGCUGGUCAGCGGCAGUCGCGACAAAACAGUCCGCGUCUGGGACCUGGAAACAAGGCGGUUGUGGUACCCGCCUCUGCUCGGGCAUACCAAGUCGGUCCUUUGCCUCCAGUUUGACCCGGAUCCGUCCGAAGAUAUCAUCAUGACCGGCAGCAGUGAUAGGAACGUCAUCAUUUGGCGCUUUUCUACCGGCCAGAAGCUUCAAGAACUGGUUUCGGCGCACGAAGACUCCGUGCUGAACCUCAAGUUCGACAAACGGUACCUGGUCACGUGUUCGAAGGAUAAGCUGAUCAAGGUCUGGACCCGUCACGAGCUGACUCCCCUGGACAAGGACUAUCCUUCCGUCUUCAAGGGCCCCGGCGUCAAAUAUCCCUCGUAUAUCAUCGACACGAGCGAUGUGCCUCCGUCCUUGCUGGAGGCGCAGCUCGCCAGCCGCCACAUCAAGCCUUUGGCACCGUACUCCCUUUUGAUGACCCUGGAUGGGCACGGAGCCGCCGUGAAUGCCAUCCAGAUCAAUGACGAUGAGAUAGUCUCCGCGUCUGGAGACCGACUGAUCAAGAUCUGGAGCAUCCACAAUGGGGCGUGCCUCAAGACCCUCAUGGGUCAUCAGAAGGGCAUUGCUUGCGUCCAGUUUGACAGUCGACGGGUUGUCAGUGGAAGCAAUGAUGACACGAUUCGAAUCUACGAUCAUGCCUCGGGGGCUGAGGUUGCCUGCCUGCAAGGUCACCGCAGCCUAGUCCGAACCGUCCAGGCUGGUUUUGGUGAUCCUCCAGGAGCCGAAGAGGCUCUUCGACUCGAAGCCCUCGCAGUCGACAGCGACUACUGGGAUGCCAGGCGUGCCGGCGUCGUUCCCGACGCCCAGCCGAACGGUAGCCGCAAGCGCUCCGCUCCCAAUCGAAACCCGGGAUCUAAGAAUCCAAAGGACGUGAUGGCGCUGGGCACGCGGAUCCCUCCCGGUGGAGGUGGGAGUAUAUGGGGGAGGAUCGUGUCGGGCUCGUAUGAUGAGACCAUCAUCAUCUGGAGAAAGGAUCGGGAAGGGAAAUGGGUGGUUGGCCACCGGCUGCGCCAAGACGAAGCUGUCAUGAAUGCCUCAAUGGCGUAUCACCGUAGUCAGGCCGCACGCGAGGCAGCAAACGUGAUGAAUCGCACUGUGCCGCCGGCGCAGCAACAUCGACCGCUGCACAUGGGACACCAGACCGCUACCGGCGCCACUGUCCCUCCCAACCCUCCGAAUGCUGCUGCAACGAAUCCUACCAACAACCCCACCGCACCAGUCAAUAUUGGACAUGGUGGUGAACAAGGCUCGUCGUGGAAUGCAGUUGCAGGCAAUUCUGGCCCUCCGACUGGACAGCAAGGCAACCCGGCGGCUCAUGCAACGCCUCAUCAGCCUUCGGCACAGAUUCCUGCCAACACACCUUCUCCCAAUGCAUUCGCGGCCUUGCCACCCUGGCAGGCACCGUUGCAGGCACAGGCGCAGGCAUUAACCCAGGCUCAUGCUCACGGUCACCACGCCUUUGCUCGGCCAUUUGUCAACCCGGGUAUGCCACCGACAUCCAGGAUCUUUAAACUGCAGUUCGAUGCGCGGAAGAUCAUCUGUGCCAGUCAGGAUCCAAGGAUUGUCGGAUGGGAUUUUGCAUGUGGGGACGAGGAAAUCAUUGAAGCAUGUCAGUUCUUCACGGGAUUGUAA
Molecule: messenger RNA, 2703 nt
Organism: Rasamsonia emersonii CBS 393.64
Lineage: Eukaryota; Fungi; Ascomycota; Eurotiomycetes; Eurotiales; Trichocomaceae
Product: F-box and WD domain protein
Exons: 2
Coding region: 1-2703 (900 amino acids)
Molecular function (GO): protein binding
Source: RefSeq, a predicted model, not a curated record